AUGACCGACCUUGUUUUCCAAUCGCGCUGGGACUGGCUUGAGCAGGAGCACGGAAUGGAGUUCGGGAACCCUGGAGGUGAAGAGAUUGUCGUUCGCGUGGAUUCCCUAUGGUACAGCGGCGCGUCUAUGAACCUUGUAUUGGAGUCGAUUCAAAAAAGCCUGGCAAAUCGCUACAUGUCAGGCGACUUUCGCAACCCCAUAUCUGCGCCCGUAGAUGGGCAUGUCCGUAUUAAGAUUGGUUAUAGGCUCUGGGAUUUUGAUCGCUACUUUGAUGAAUUCGAGAAGGAGCAUCCCGCAAAAAUCAUCGAGCGUAUAAGACAGCUUCUCUUGCCCCUAGCCACCCGCGAGCCGUACAAGGACACCACCGUCUGGGGAAGAAUGGGCGACGUGUCCGUCCCCAGCAUGGUGAUUGAAAAAGAAGAAACAUAA
Molecule: messenger RNA, 429 nt
Organism: Aspergillus melleus
Lineage: Eukaryota; Fungi; Ascomycota; Eurotiomycetes; Eurotiales; Aspergillaceae
Exons: 1
Coding region: 1-429 (142 amino acids)
Source: RefSeq, a predicted model, not a curated record